Gossypium raimondii (Peruvian cotton) is the source of this 1986-nucleotide messenger RNA. Its product is annotated as ethylene-responsive transcription factor RAP2-4. NCBI's taxonomy places the organism in Eukaryota, Viridiplantae, Streptophyta, Magnoliopsida, Malvales, Malvaceae. The record is from RefSeq and is a predicted model, not a curated record. Gene Ontology annotation, biological process: regulation of DNA-templated transcription. The transcript has a single exon. Bases 615 to 1658 code for a protein of 347 amino acids. Gene Ontology annotation, molecular function: DNA-binding transcription factor activity; DNA binding.
GUGAGGAUAAACCAAGUGAGGCUGAGUUUUUCACACCAUAAAUUUGUGAGAAAGAAAAAGAAGAGAGCCUUUUUUUGUUCUUUGGUGAGAUCUAGACAAUUUGAGUGGUUCUGGUUUUUGUUGUUUGAAAAUCUUUCCCCCUUUUCUCUAUUAAUCCCCGCUUCUCUGAAUCCCUUUCUGUUAAUCAUCUGUCUUUUGAAUCAAAAUCUGAUUUUUGGGUUUGUUUUUCAUCAGUACUUAGCAAAUGGGUCAAAAGCAAACUUAGACAAGGAUUUCUUUAAAAGUCAGGUGUUUUCAGAAACGAGAUCCAGUUUUUUUUUUUUUUCCUUCAGCUUUGUUGAUACAAAGUUUCAAUAUUUGUUUCUAUUACAAGGUAAAUCUUAGAAAAUUUCUCAUUUUUUUUCGUCUGUAGAUAAAUUCGCUUUGUGGGUAAUUUUUGAUCCCUCAAAGUUUUAAAUUUUUUUUUGGUUGGAUUUCAAAGGGUUGUCUAUUUUUAAAAAGAAAAACCUCUUUUAAUCCGUUCUGGAUUUAGGACCUGUUCUUCAAGUUUUGGUAAGAAACAGGUUAAUUUUUAUUUUUAAUUUGGUCCUCAUCUUAUUUCUAGUUUUAGUGUAAUGGCAGCUGCAAUGGAUUUCAUUAGUAGUGGAGUAGAUCAAUCAGAUCUAUAUGGGGGAGAAUUGAUGGAAGUUCUUGAACCUUUUAUGAAAAGUGUUUCCUCCUCUUCCCCCUCCCCCUCCCCCUCCCCUUCCCCUUCUUCUCUUCCUUCUACUUCUUACCUUUCUUUCUCUUCUUCCGAAACACAGCCUAAUUUUUACCCAGAUAGCUGUUGUUACCCUUACCCUACACAAAUGGACUCAUUAUCAUGUCCCCAACAGCCUCAAACUGGUUCAACAAUUGGGCUAAAUAGCUUGACACAAGCUCAGAUCCAUCAGAUCCAGCUUCAAUUCCACCUCCACAACAACCAACCAAGCUACCUUUACCAAAGUUCCCAACCCAACACCAUCAGCGCCAACAGUAACCCGAUGGUUAGCUUUCUUAGCCCUAAACCUGUUCCAAUGAAACACGUGGGUGCGCCAUCCAAACCCACCAAGCUUUACAGAGGAGUUAGGCAACGCCACUGGGGAAAAUGGGUCGCUGAGAUCCGGUUACCUAGAAACCGGACACGUCUUUGGUUAGGCACUUUUGACACUGCCGAGGAAGCAGCCUUGGCUUAUGACAAAGCAGCUUAUAAACUAAGAGGUGACUUUGCGAGACUCAACUUCCCUAACCUUCGCCACCACGGUUCCCACGUUGGUGACUACAAGCCUUUGCCUUCUUCUGUUGACGCUAAGCUACAAGCCAUUUGUGAGAGCUUGGAACAAAACCCUAAGCAAGGGAGCAAGAAGAAAUCAUCCAAGGUUACGGCAGACACCAAAAGCAGGAGCAACAACAAAUCCGACAUGGCAGAGCCAAAGCCCGAGGAGAAUACAGCGAAAGUGGAGAACUCCUCAUCUUUGUCUACGGUUCAAUCCGAGAGUGAGGGUUCGGCUGUAUCUUCACCUUUAUCAGAUCUUACAUUCUCGGAUUUCGACGAACAGCCAUGGCCGGAAGUCGUUUCUUCUUCGGAAACUUUUAUGUUGUCCAAGUACCCUUCUGAGAUCGAUUGGGAUUCCAUCUAAAAGCCUGAAGGGAAAAACCCAUGUUUCGUUUUCUGUGUAACAGUCUUUUGUUGUUUAGGAGUUUCCUUUCAUGUAUUUGGUUUUUUUUUGUAAAGCUAGCUGCAAUGGGGUUUUUGGCAGUUGCAGUGGCAUGUAUUUUAGGUUAUUAAGAGUCUGUUAAUGAAUGUAAGUGCUUGUGUUCGUAAGACUUUGUGAUUUUCUCCAUGCUGGUCAGCUCGUUUUUUUUCUUGCUGAACCAAACGGUGAAAUUUGUUAGUGUCUAUAAAAAAGGUUGAUAGCUUUUGUAUUUUGUACGAAUUAAAUGUUAUUUAUGUUGUAUUCUCUGGUA